AUGUCACGUGUGACAAAGAAGAAUCCUCCGUCUAAGCUCAAAGUGCAGGUUGUGUACGCAGCCAGCCGCAGCGCGGCUGCUCCGCUGGCGCUCUUCGAGGUCGCCCAAUCAAAAGGCGUUGUUUCAGCGGCGAGUGAUCUGAUUGGCUCGUUGUUUAAUAUGUUUGGGUCUAAGAAGAAAGACAAGGGAGCCUCGGGUGGCGCUGGGGCGGCUGCGGGCAGUCACAGACAGGCCGCGAGUUUCUUUGACGAGUUUAAUCCGUACCGAGACAAAG
Messenger RNA from Sphaeroforma arctica JP610, 274 nucleotides. RefSeq lists its product as hypothetical. The record is from RefSeq and is a predicted model, not a curated record. NCBI's taxonomy places the organism in Eukaryota, Ichthyosporea, Ichthyophonida. The annotation marks the transcript as partial. The transcript has a single exon.